ACAGUUCCCUUGGAAGUAGUUUGCAGACGGCUCAUAUCAUUUCAAAACCUUGACAAAACCCUGGGAACCUCACAUUCCCUUAACACACCUUAUAUCUCCAUCUCCUCAACUAUUUCAGUCAAAGCAUCCCAAAGUUUUUAUCUUUGAAUCAAAGUUUCUGACUUAAAAUACCAGCCUUGCAACCGAGCUCUUCAGCUUCUGAUGUUGGGGCAAUCCUUGUGGAAGACACGACCUGCACUUUGGAGCUUUUCAAAGUUCUCUCCUAUUGCCAGAAAAGAGAUGCACUAUGCUCUUGACCAAUUAGCAUCCAGUUCAUCAGAUGAGCAAGAAAUCAUUGGUACCCCAAAUAUGAAUCAUUUCGUUAACCGGGUCUUUGAAUUACAUAGAGUUGAAGUUGUUGAAACUUUGAAUACUUUGAGAGAACAACCUGAUAAGGCUUUUUCAUUUUUUAAUCGAUUGAAAGAAGAUGGGUUUUCUCAUGAUGUUUGUACAUAUGCAUCUAUUAUAAGAAUAUUGUGUCAGUGCUGUUGGGAAAGGAAAUUGGAUUCGGUGUUGUUGGAAAUCAUUUGGAGAGAGAAGCAUUUAGGUUUUAAAGUCAUGGAUUUGUUUGAAAUUCUUGAAGAGGGGCUUGAGGGAGAAGAUUCAAACCUUUUGGUUCGAUUGUCCAAUGCAUUGGUGAAGGCAUAUGUUAGUGUUGAAAUGUUUGAUGAAGUUAUUGAUAUCUUGUUUCAAACUCGAAGGCGGGGAUUUAUUCCACAUAUAUUCUCUUGUAAUUUUCUUAUGAAUCGUUUGAUUUGUUGUGGGAAAGUGGAUAUGGCUAUAGCUGUUUAUCAUCAGUUGAAGAGACUUGGGUUGAAGGCAAAUGAUUACACUUAUGGCAUUAUGAUUAAGGCAUUUUGCAGGAAGGGCAAUUUCGAGAAAGCUGUUGGCAUUUUUCACGAGAUGGAUGAAUUGAAAGUUAGGCCGAAUGCUGUUGCUUACACAACUUAUAUUGAAGGGCUUUGUAUGCAUGGAAGAACAGAGCUUGGUUAUGAAGUUCUUAAAGCGUGGAGGGAGUCAAAGAUUCCUCUUGAUGAUGCCUUUGCUUAUUAUGUUGUGAUUAAGGGCUUCUGCGAUGAGAUGAAAUUGGAAGAAGCUGCAGAUGUUUUAUUUGAGGCUGAAUUGCAUGGUAUUGUUCUUGAUACGUUUCCUUACGGUGCUUUGAUAAGAGGAUACUGCAAAUGCGGUAAUAUAGACAGAGCUUUGGAGGUUCAUGAUGAAAUGAUGUCAAACGGUAUCAAAACGAACUGUGUGAUUUUGACCUCCAUUCUUCAAAGCCUGUGUCAAAUGGGCCGGGAUUUUGAAGCUGUAAAUCAAUUUAAGAAGUUUAGGAACUUCGGGAUAUUUCUUGAUGAGGUUUGUUAUAAUGUAGUGGCUGAUGCUCUCUGCAAGGCAGGUAAAGUGGAAGCAGCUGUAGAAUUACUUGAUGAGAUGAAGGGUAAACAGAUUUCUCCUGAUAUUAUUAACUAUACCACUUUAAUCAAUGGAUAUUGUCUUCAAGGUAAAGUUGAAGACGCAGUGAACUUGUUCGAGGAGAUGUCGGAGAAUGGUCACAAGCCUGAUAUUGUUUCUUGGAAUGUCCUUGUAGGGGGCUUAGCUCGAAAUGGCCAUGCACGAAAGGCUAUCGAUCUUUUGAAUCGUGUAAAGAAACAAGGUUUGAAGUGUGAGAUUGUCAUGCGCAACAUGAUCAUCAAAGGUUUAUGCAUAGGUGGUAAGGUUAAGGAAGCUGAAGAUUUCUUAGAUAGUUUGCCAGACAAGUGUUUCGAAAAUGAUGCUGCCUUAGUCGAUGGUUAUAUUGAAUCAAGACUCACAAAAAAAGCAUUUAAUUUGUUUCUUAAGCUGGCUAAUCAGGGAUUUCUGGUGAGGAAGGCUUCUUGCUCAAAACUGCUGAGUAGUCUCUGCAAGGAUGGUGAUAAUUACAAAGCUCUUAUGUUACUGAAGGUCAUGUCUGAUUUGAAUGUUGAACCUACCAAAUUAAUGUACAGUCAACUCAUCGGUGCAUUUUUUAAGGCAGGAAAUUGGAGAAAGGCCCAAUUGUUGUUCGAUCAAAUAUUUGCGAGACGGCAAACACCUGAUCUAGUUAUCUACACAAUAAUGAUAAGUGGUUACUGCAAGAUGAAUCUUUUGCAGGAAGCCUUGCUUCUUUUCAAUAAUAUGAAUGAAAGAGGAAUUAAACCUGAUGUUAUCACUUAUACGGUCUUGAUUAACAGCCAUUUGAAACUAAAUUUGAAAUCUCUUUCCAGUCCUGAUGCACCACAAAACAAAGACAAAAAGAUAAUGGAUGCUUCAACUUUUUGGAAGGAAAUGAAGGGCAAGGAAAUAGAACCUGAUGUUGUUUGCUAUACGGUUUUGAUUGAUCACUACUGUAGGACAAACAAUCUUUGGGAUGCAAUUAGGAUAUUCGAUCAAAUGAUUGAUACAGGAUUAGAACCAGAUAAUGCGACAUAUACGACUCUUAUAUCUGGCUAUUGUAAAAGAGGAUAUUUAGCAAGGGCUUUAAAUCUUUUUGAAGAAAUGUAUAGGAGGGGCAUACAGCCAGAUAUGCGUACCAUUUCAACUGUUGACCAUUGUAUCUUGAAAGCCUAGAGAGUUGUGAGAAAGUAGCCAUACUCCACACAAGACGGUUUAUCUUAUCAUGCAUUGAAGUAUCCUGCUAAUGUGUAGCAGCUGAGGAAAGCUUUCUCUCUAUAGUAGAAGCUUUAUGUGCAUUUAUGAUUCAAUAUGAUGAAUUCUCUUGCAUUUACUAUGUAGAGUAGCGGGAGGAUGUCAAAAUCUUCCCGACUUGCAUUAUCUGGAGCUACUGUUUGUCUUUAGCCUAAAAGAAGGGCAGUGCUUAAAGAUGUAACUAAUGUCUGUGAUGACACUUCAUGCAUGGACUGCAAAAAUGCAACUAAAAAUCAGGUUUGACAAACUACCAAGCAAACUAUUACAGACCCUAAUGGGAAGAACACGGAAAGGUUUGAGGAUAUUGCCAUUGGAAAUCCCAUCAGCUGAAGAGGAUGUGAAAGCUAAAUUAGCAGACUCCUUAUCUAAAAUAAGGAUGAUGGAAACGCAAGAAAUCACUUUAUCAGUGCUACCAGAAGAAAGAGAAUUACUGGAAUCUAAGUGUUGUGCAAGAGAACAUGCUGCCGCAGAUGCAAUGCCUUCAAAACAUGCUUCCACAAUUGAUGUUGUAGUGCAAAGCUAUCGGAAAAUAGGUUUGUGCUCUGUUUAAAAUUCUCUCCAGGUAAUGGCAUACCGCUAUUUGAAAAUAAAACCAUCAGGUAUCUAAGAAAUGUCAUACCUCCGUUUUAGAAGGAUAAGGUAUCAACACUGCUCUAAGGUUAAUAGACAAUAAGGAAAAACUAUUCUGUUUUUCGACCAAAAUGGUCAUUCAUGUUAAUGGAUUCGUGGAACUCGUGGAAUUCAUGUGAGCACUGCUUAUUUGACUCACUUGAACUGGUUCAAUUCGUGGAACUCAUGGAGAAAACCUAUUGACUUGAAGUUUUGGUGAUCCAGUGAAAUACUCUAGUAAAACUAGAUCUACUAGGGUAAUUGUAAAUCCUAAGGGAUAAGAUUGUAUAGAGUUUAAAUUCAUUGGGACUCUAAUAUUGUAAAUAUGCACUAAUCUCAGCUGUUGAUGUAAUUCAAUCUGUACGGUUGGAUCUGGUGGAGUUCAAUUAUAAAUAGAGACUUUCCCUUUCGUUUAUAAUCAUUUCUUGUAUUCUAUUCAGAGUAAGAGAAUACUUUUGAGAGUACUA
This is a messenger RNA of Gossypium raimondii (Peruvian cotton), 3779 nucleotides long. Its product is annotated as pentatricopeptide repeat-containing protein At2g26790, mitochondrial. The coding region runs from base 202 to 2625 and encodes 807 amino acids. The transcript is spliced from 5 exons. Gene Ontology annotation, molecular function: protein binding. The record is from RefSeq and is a predicted model, not a curated record. Lineage: Eukaryota; Viridiplantae; Streptophyta; Magnoliopsida; Malvales; Malvaceae.